This is a messenger RNA of Sceloporus undulatus (fence lizard), 1647 nucleotides long. Its product is annotated as killer cell lectin-like receptor subfamily B member 1B allele A. The transcript has 6 exons. The coding region runs from base 65 to 772 and encodes 235 amino acids. Lineage: Eukaryota; Metazoa; Chordata; Lepidosauria; Squamata; Phrynosomatidae. The record is from RefSeq and is a predicted model, not a curated record.
CCUUGCCAUUUGCUGACUUCCCCUUGUGGCAGAAAGUCUCUUCUGUUCAUCUCCAGCUUUCAGCAUGGCUGGAGAAAUUGUUUAUGCUGAUCUCAAGGUCCCUUCUGAAUCAGAACCAACCUUUGCAAGGACAUUCCAUUCUUCUCCACAGUUAUAUGCUUUCCAGCGUCCUCACUGGCAAAAGAUCACUCUAUGGAUUGCAUGUACUGGGAACAUUAUCCUGCUGGUAGCUCUGAUAAUCUUGUCUCUGCAGCUGGAGGUCAAGACAGAAAAGGGUGGGAUGACUAUGGAAUGCAAUGCCUCUUCAGACAGCACCUUUCAGUCUCAUCUGAGAAGCAAACUCUGCAACCAGAGCCAGGGUAUCUCCUCAGUGAAUUCCACUUGCCAAGUUUGCCCUGCAUACUGGGUCCUUCACAGAGACAAGUGUUACUGGUUCCAAUCAAAGAACCCUUUAAAAACAUGGAACAAUAGCCGAGAUGACUGCUUGGCAAGGAAAUCUCAACUGCUGGUAAUCCAAGACAUGGAGGAUAUGGAUUUUGUAACAGAAAAUAUAACAAAUGUACAUUAUACCUAUUGGAUUGGAUUCUCCUUGUCAUUACCAAUGAAGAAUUGGAUAUGGGUUACAGGCUCCCAGGUCAGCAAGUCGCUAUUUCAGGAGCAAAAGCAUGAGGAAGACAAGCACUGUGGAGCAAUAAAAAACAAGAAAAUCAUCUCUGAGCCCUGCAGCAGUAUAUUGAGGUGGAUUUGCCAAAAAGACCCUGUAUUAAUAUGACAUUGCAUGUUGGUGGUGCAUAAGAUAAUUACAUAUAUGCCAUUUUGUUAUUUGCUAUGACCACAAAAUAGAAAUAGAUAUAUGGAAGAAGACAGAUUUGUACACAAUAGAGAGUUUAAUGCCUCUGUCUUAAUAUAAAAUAACUGCAUUUCAAGAUGCUAAGCUAAAGGAUUCUACUACACUUUCUGGUAACCACUGAAAGGUCAGGAUCACACCAUGAUUGUAGGUCAGCUUGUGGGCUGUUGCGAGUCAUGAAAGCACAGCUAUUCAGUUCGCUUUCUAUAUUGUUAAGGAAAAGAAGAAAGAGUCUUGAUUUGAAAACUGUAUGUACAUGUUCCCUGCAUGGCUUGAAUCAAUUCUUACAUGUUUAUGAUAGGAACUUUAAUGUGAGUCUGUGAAUAAGCAUCCUGAAGAAGGAAAUGCGAUGGAAGUGCUAUGAAUCUUUAAACAUAUACAGGCACACCUCAGUUAACAAAGCCUCUGGGAGAGAGGCUUCCUUUUAUAUAGUGUUUUUACAGCCACCCAACCUCCACCCCAUAAUUCUCCUUCUUGUCCUCUGUCUAGCUGGAGGUUUCAUAGCAGCCUCAGUAUUGGGGGGAUAGUGAAGAAGGACUGGAGAAACAGACCUUUGGUGCCAGAUUCCUAGGAAAGAAGGAGGUUCUUCUCUAGCCAAUCCUCCUGUAGCUGUGUGUGCCUAUAUAGAACAGAUCAGGUAAGCAGCAAUUGCCUGAUAGAUAAAAACAUCCUUAGAUGCAUCUUUGGAGAAAUUUUCAUGUGGUCUCUGCAAAGUUCAGAAUUUUUUAUUUAUUCAAUUGUGCAAGAAUUACCAGACUUGUCUGUUUCAUUUUACAUGCAGAUGUUAAUUUUGAAUAAAA